Molecule: messenger RNA, 732 nt
Organism: Neopelma chrysocephalum (saffron-crested tyrant-manakin)
Lineage: Eukaryota; Metazoa; Chordata; Aves; Passeriformes; Pipridae
Product: fatty aldehyde dehydrogenase-like
Exons: 5
Coding region: 179-652 (157 amino acids)
Biological process (GO): aldehyde metabolic process
Cellular component (GO): cytoplasm
Molecular function (GO): aldehyde dehydrogenase (NAD+) activity
Source: RefSeq, a predicted model, not a curated record
CUAUGGGGAGGAUGUGAAGUCGUCUCCGGAUUAUGAAAGGAUCGUCAACAAGCGUCACUUCAAGAGAGUCCUGGGCUUGCUGGAAGGGCAGAAGAUUGCUCAUGGGGGAGAGAGUGAUGAGGCCUCCUGCUUCAUAGCACCGACCAUCCUGACGGACGUUUCCCCGGAUUCCAAGGUGAUGGAGGAGGAAAUCUUUGGACCUGUCCUGCCCAUUGUGACCGUGAAGAGCACAGAGGAAGCCAUUGAGUUCAUCAACCGUCGGGAGAAGCCCCUUGCCUUGUAUGUCUUCUCCAACAACAAGAAGUUAAUCAAAAGAGUCAUCUCGGAAACCUCCAGUGGGGGUGUGACUGGAAAUGAUGUCAUUAUGCAUUUCUUCCUCUCAACCUUGCCCUUUGGUGGUGUUGGCCACAGCGGGAUGGGCGCCUACCACGGCAAGCACAGCUUCGAGACCUUCUCCCACCGCCGCGCCUGCUUGAUCAAGGACCUGAAGAUGGAGGGCACCAACAAAAUGCGGUACCCACCUGUCAGCCAGAAGAAGGUGGAUUGGACCAAGUUCAUCCUCCUGAAGCGGUUUAACAGGGGCCGCAUUGGACUGGCCGUCCUGGCCCUGCUGGGGGUGGUGGUAGCGGUGAUGAUGAAGGUGGUUUACUGAUGAAGAGGAGAAGGCCCCGUGUGCCAGCCAUACUCUGGGUGCUCGCUUUGUGUCUGUUUCCUUAAGCUGGGAAGUCAUUA